Oncorhynchus keta (chum salmon) is the source of this 2929-nucleotide messenger RNA. Its product is annotated as rab11 family-interacting protein 4A-like. Gene Ontology annotation, cellular component: midbody; endocytic vesicle; cleavage furrow. NCBI's taxonomy places the organism in Eukaryota, Metazoa, Chordata, Actinopteri, Salmoniformes, Salmonidae. The record is from RefSeq and is a predicted model, not a curated record. Gene Ontology annotation, molecular function: calcium ion binding. Gene Ontology annotation, biological process: endocytic recycling; regulation of cytokinesis.
GUACAAGGACAAUACAUACAUUGGCGGUUGGAAAACGUGUCAUAUUUAGUUCUGUUUUUACUUUUUAAAUAUCACCAUUUUAUUUUACAUUGAUUUACAGUAAUGAUUAACUUAACAAUUUUCUGUUCAAUAGUCAUAUGGUUGGAAAACAAUCAAGGAGCGAGAUGGUGUCACAAUAACAUCAAAUUGUAUAUUUCUCAGUAUCAUAACAUAAAAACACCUGACCUGACACUUUAAAAACACGUUCAUGGGCAGAUGUUUACGUAAGUCGAUUUUUUUUUCUCUUCCCCUUCAUGAUCGUGAAUCGUAGCCAUUUAUCGUCUCUACCCGCCGCGCGUCGAUCAGUGGUCCUUCCCGGUCCGUACCGGGAUGCUGCUGAUGUCACAGCACCAACCGAGCGGAGAACAGCAACCGGAAUGAUGGCGAAUACAGGACCAAUUCAAACAAAGUCCGUUCAAUAACGACGUUAUCUGACAAACCGAACUCUUAAGAUGGAAGGAAACGUUUUCCCCGACCAAGAACAGCUUCUAGGGUUCCUGAAAAAGCUCAAGGAGGUAUUCGACGUGUGUGAUGAGGAUGCUGAUGGUUAUAUUCGGGUCGAACAUUUUGUGGAUUUGGGGCUUCAGUUCGGGCAGGGGGACAGAGAUGAGGUGAAGAAGUUGACUAAGUACCUGGAUCCCAACUCUCACGGCAGGAUCAACUUCAAAGACUUCUGCUAUGGGGUGUUCGCCAUCAAGGGAUGUGAGGAGAUUCUGAAGACAGCUCUGGGUCCUCGUAGUGUAGCCAUUCAGACUGACAAUGGAUACAUCUACCAGAACGGCGAGGCCCGACUGGGACCUCCCAUCAUCAUGUGUACCCGUCCAUACCCAGACUGCAGUGUGGAGCAGGGGGAGUGUUGUGACAUGGACAGCACCAAUGAGAGCGGCGUGGGCUCUGACACCUCUGAUGGGGGGCGGAGCAACGAGAAGGAGGAGGGGCUAGGUGGACUGUUCAACAAUUCUGGCCAGCUGAUUGGCUCGGCUUCUGCGUCCGUCUUCUGGGAGGAACAGUUUGAGGACUACGGAGAGGGGGAGGACGUGGACUACACUCCCAGCAGCCCUUGCCCCGACGAUGACGCUCGCACCAACGGCUUCUCAGACCUCGGCUCCUCCCUGCCCUCCAGUGCUGGUCAGACCCCUCUGAAGAUGUGUCACCUGUACAACAGUGAUGUGUUGGAUGUCUAUUGUUCUCAGUGCUAUAAGAAGGUUAACCUGCUCAACGACCUGGAGGCCAGGCUCAACAACCUCAGAGCCAACAGCCCCAACAGAAAGAUAUCCAGCACUGCCUUUGGACGUCAGUUGUUCCAACACAACCACAGUGCUUUCAGCAGCAGUCAGGGAAGCACAGAGGACCUGUUCAGAGACUCCAUCGACUCUUGUGAUGUGGACAUUACUGAGAAGGUGAGUUACCUGGAGAAGAAGGUGACCGAGCUGGAGAAUGACAGUCUGGCUAAUGGAGACCUCAAGUGUAAACUCAAACAGGGCAACACACAGCUAGUACACAGGGUUCAUGAGCUGGAGGAGCAGCUGAAGGACCAGGAGAGCAGAGCAGAUCAGACCCUGGAGGAAGAGACACAUAGACACAGAGAGACCUACUGCAAGAUGGAGAGAGACAAGAACACGGACAUAGAGCUGCUCAGUAACAGAGUUCAGCAGCUGGAGGAGGAGAAUGGGGAGAUGAAACUGAAUGUGUGUAAACUGAAGUCUCAGACUGAGAAACUAGACCAGGAGAAGCAGCGUAUGACAGACCGGUUGGAGGACACCAGUCUGAGGCUGAAGGAUGAGAUGGACCUCUACAGGAAGAUGAUGGACAAGCUGUGGCAGAACAGACAUGAAUUCCAGAAGGAGAGAGAGGCCAUGCAAGAGUUGAUAGAGGACCUGCGUCGGGAGUUGGAGCACCUGCAGCUGUUUAAGCUGGGUUCAGAGGCGGGGCAGGGGGCGGGGCUAUCAGAAUACAACGCCAAGACACGGGAAAUAGAGAUGGAGCAUGAGGUCAAGAGACUCAAACAGGAGAACUUUAAGCUGCGGGACCAGAACGAUGACCUGAACAGUCAGAUCCUCAGUCUGAGUCUGUAUGAAGCUAAGAACCUGUUUGCCUGCCACACCAAGGCCCAGUCACUGGCUGCUGAGAUAGACAACGCUUCUAGGGACGAGUUGGUGGAUGCUCUGAAGGAGCAGGAGUGUGUUAACCUCCGUCUGAGACAGUAUAUGGAUAAAAUCAUCCUGGCCAUUCUGGACCACAACCCCUCUAUCCUGGAGAUCAAGAGUAACAGUUAAACACACACACACACACACACACACACACACACACACACACACUUCCAUGCCUGGGGAUGGGACAGAACUUAAAACAACAGACACUGAAAACAACUGACAGCUGUCUGUGGUUUACAGCUGAAACUCGCCGUCUACUCUAUCUGUCAAUCAACUGUUAGAUGUCCCGCCUCCUUUAUCUAUCCCACCAAUGAUGAACUGUUAUUACGUUGCCAAGAAGAGAAACUGUGGUACUGAAUGACAUCUAUCCGGAGACGAGCAGUAUUAUGAUGGUGUUCACUUUAUGAUGAUGAUAAUUAUUCUAAGUUAGGUUGACACACACUCUCCCUCUGGGUUCACGACCUCCAGGAUGACUGUCCACUAGCCUACAAUGAUGUCAUCAUUUAUUACUGAUUUAACAUUUGCAAACCGGAGCGCGCCACUUUUGAUUGGCUAACUGAGCUGUUCGAUCACGUUCAAAAGUGGGUAAAGGUCGUAGGUGAGCCGGACGAGGAAGUGUAACAGAUGGCGUGGGUAGGUUAAGACGAGGGAUUUUAAGAGUCCUUCGGGUUAAGGUCUGAUAGCUUGGUAGAGAUGGGAGUCGUUGGUCAUAUUAUGGACCUUUUGGAUGUUUGAUG